Molecule: messenger RNA, 1896 nt
Organism: Acanthochromis polyacanthus (spiny chromis)
Lineage: Eukaryota; Metazoa; Chordata; Actinopteri; Pomacentridae
Gene: dhrs7cb
Product: dehydrogenase/reductase (SDR family) member 7Cb
Biological process (GO): regulation of release of sequestered calcium ion into cytosol by sarcoplasmic reticulum
Cellular component (GO): sarcoplasmic reticulum membrane
Molecular function (GO): all-trans-retinol dehydrogenase (NAD+) activity
Source: RefSeq, a predicted model, not a curated record
GUGGACAGCAGAGGGUCAGACACACAGAGGAUCAUAGCCGAGUGAAUGGACGAGGGACACAGAGGAGAAGGGCCUCUGUUACCUAACCAAACCCAGAAAAAAACUACAGCCAGUCAAGCUGAAGGAUUAGCUCCCUGUCCGUGCUAACAUGGGCCUGCCCUCGGUGACGGUGCUGCCCCUGCUGAUAGUGGUGGCAGCAGGCAUCUACUAUAUCUACAAUGAGGUCUUGCAAUUCAUGUCCAAGUCCCUAGUGCGGAACAAAGUGGUGGUGAUCAGUGAUGCUGUGUCUGGGGUGGGGGCUGAGUGUGCCCAUCUUUUCCAUAAGGGCGGUGCCAGGCUGAUCCUGUGUGGGACCAGCUGGGACAAGCUGGAGUCUCUGUAUGACUCUCUGACGACUGAUGCUGACCCCAGAGAGACAUUUGCACCAAAGCUAGUGAUCCUGGACUUCAGUGAUAUUGACAGCAUGGAGGAUGUGGUGGCUGAAGUGAUGGAGUGUUACGGGUAUGUGGACGUGCUGAUCUGCAAUAGCAGCAUGAAGCUGAAAGCUCCAGUACAGAGCGUCUCUCUGGAACUGGACAGAAACAUCAUGGACAUUAACUAUUUUGGCCCAAGUACUUUGGCCAAAGGUGUUCUUCCAACAAUGAUAUCAAGAAGAUCGGGCCACAUUAUACUGAUCAACAGCAUCCAGGGCAGACUGGCUGUCCCCUUCAGAAGUUCCUAUGCAGCGUCUAAGCAUGCGGCUCAGGCCUUCUUCGACUGCCUAAGGGCUGAAGUGGAGGAGUAUGGGAUCGUUGUCAGCACCAUUAGUCACACCUUCAUCAACGCCUCUGAGCCACCGCAAGUCGAGGAGCCCGUUCCUAAACCAAAUGCCCUAGCUGCAUUUAUCGCCAGCCAGCUGACCCACGGUGUGCGGCCGUCAGUCCUGGCCAAUGAGAUAAUGCAAACGGUGAACAGAAAGAGGAAGGAGGUCGUGCUGGCCCACCCCAUCCCCAGGGUGGCCCUCUACCUCCGCUCACUCCUCCCCUUCCUCUUCGCUGUGCUGGCUGCUGGAGUUAAGGACUCGGUGUUGGGUGAGCAGAUGCAGUAAGAGAAAGACAGAAAGAAAAGAAGACAGAGGUGUGCAACAAAGCUGAAACUGUUUGGAAAUACCAGAUAUGUAAGUGUAGUCCUGAAGGCUCCAAGCUGUUUUCGAAUAGCUGGUUUAAAACCACUAAAUCACACUCUAAGCAGAAAUUGUGCCAAUUUUUAAAAUUUAUUUUGCUCAUUUGUGGGAAAAGACAAAAACUGUAAAUAUGAAGUAAUUUUAAAAAAGAAACAGCCAUAAUUUAGUUCUGUUAAAAUCUGUUUCUGCCCCACUGAAGAGAAUAAAUCACAUUUUAGUCUUUCUUUUAGCUCUGCUUUGGUCUCCACCUACUCUUGACGAAAAUCCUCGACUCUUUAGCUACUAUAUGUACCUGCUUCAUGCUAAUUUUGCGUAUGUGCUCUUUGCUGCAUAGUCUAUUUGUAAGACACCCCACUGAAGCCACUCUUUCACAGUAGAGGCAUUUAUUAUUUAACUGAAUACGUAUGUGUUUAAUCAAACUACCACAAUCCAUUGGGUCCAAUGGCUCAUUUUUGCCUCUGAUAGUGUAUUAAUCCAGAACUGACUGAAUAUAUGGGUUCAUUAAAGUGACUACAUUCAGGGGAAAACAUGAAUAAAUUCAAAUAAGAAUUACAUUGCUGUCCUGAGAUGACCUGAAAUAUUGUGAAUGGUAUUUUUCUCAAGUGUUGUGUGUUAAACAAUAUCUGCCUGUCAGCUCAGUGGAGUCCCAAUCUGGACCUUGUGUUUUCAUUAGAAAAUCAUUUGCCCUUUGGUUGUGCUGUUUGACUUUUUGAUGUAAAAAGAGAAAAACUGAA